Pistacia vera is the source of this 2120-nucleotide messenger RNA. Its product is annotated as la-related protein 6B. The transcript is spliced from 10 exons. Lineage: Eukaryota; Viridiplantae; Streptophyta; Magnoliopsida; Sapindales; Anacardiaceae. Gene Ontology annotation, biological process: RNA processing. The coding region runs from base 70 to 1602 and encodes 510 amino acids. Gene Ontology annotation, molecular function: mRNA binding. The record is from RefSeq and is a predicted model, not a curated record. Gene Ontology annotation, cellular component: nucleus.
UCAAAAUUCAUCUUAAUUUUCAGUUGAAUUUUGUUUUUAAAAAUUAAAAAAAAAAAAAAUUGAAAAGAUAUGGCACAAGAAGAUUCGCAAGUUGAAACCCUAGAUUCAACGUCUGCUGGUGAUCAGUCUCAACCGUCGUCUUCGGAUCUGUCACGAUCAGCGUCGUUUAGUAAGCUUAACGCGCGCGCUCCUGAGUUCGUUCCGGCGCGGUCUCCUACGACGAGUUCGACGACAUCGUCGACGGCGUCGCAGUCGCAAGUGCAAUUACAGGUACCGUCGCCGCCGAGAGUGAUGAUGCCUUCGCCGGCGGCGUUUCAUAAUCAUCAUCCGCCUCAUGUUUAUUCUCCGCAUCAAGGGACGGCGUUUCAUGUGCCGAUGCAGAAUCACGUGAUUCCGGUUCAUCAUCAUCCUCAUCAUCACCAGAUUCAGCAUCACGUGCAGGUUCAGAAUUAUCAUAAUCAUCACCCUCAUCAUCAUCGAAAUCACAAUCAGAAGCAUAAACAGAAGCAUAAUCACUUUCAUCAUUAUGACGAGGAGAAUCAAGAGGUUGAGGUUACAGUGGAGGAUCAGAAAGAUCAGAAGGAUCAGCAUCACGGCGGAUUAUCUGAUGAAUCAACUCAGAAGAUUUUAAAUCAGGUGGAGUAUUAUUUCAGCGAUUUAAACUUGGCCACUACUGAUCAUCUUAUGAGGUUCAUUCACAAGGAUCCUGAAGGAUAUGUGCCAAUAUCUGUUGUUGCAUCUUUUAAGAAGAUUAAAGCCCUCAUAAAUAGUAAUUCCCAGCUUGCCAAUGUUUUGCGGAACUCAUCAAAGCUGGUUGUUAGUGAAGAUGGAAAGAAAGUGAAACGCCAAAAUCCUCUAACUGAAUCAGAUGUGGAAGAAUUGCAAUCUCGUAUAGUUGUCGCUGAGAAUUUACCUGAGGAUCAUUGCCACCAAAACCUCAUGAAGAUUUUCUCUGCUGUUGGGAGUGUUAAUACUAUACGUACUUGUUUGCCCCAAACUUCUGGUGGUGGGGCUCCAUCAGCAUCUAGAUUGACAAAAGCGGAUGGCAUGCUUUUCAGUAACAAGUUGCAUGCAUUUGUGGAAUAUGAAUCUGUUGAGCUGGCUGAGAAAGCGAUUGCAGACCUGAACAAUGAGGGAAACUGGAGGAGUGGUCUUAGGGUCCGUUUAAUGCAUAGACGUGCGGCAAAGAAUGCUCAAGCUAGAGGGAGAAAAGGGCAUGAAGGGGAGUGGCACUAUGAGGAAGAAGAUACUUCCACAUCUGAGCAUCAUUCGAAUGAGAAACAAUUGGAAGAUCAUCCUCAACAACAAAAUGAUCACCAUUCACAUGAAUAUAUGGGAGAGGAUCAUGUGAACGACAAAGAGGGUGGACACAGAAAAGGACGUAACAAGAGCCGUGGCAAGGGGCGUGGGCGAGGCGACCGUGGUCAAUAUCAUCACAAUAACCAUAACCGUGGCCAUCAUGUGGGAACGCCACCAUCAAAUAAUAUGAACAAUAGCGAGCAGUCAACCAUAGGCAAGCAACCUCCAGGGCCUCGAAUGCCAGAUGGAACAAGAGGAUUUGCAAUGGGUCGGGGCAAGCCAGUUGCUGUCAGUACCUCAUGAAUUUUCUUUCUAUUGAUCACAGCUGCUCUUUUAAUUGGCAUGAGACAAAUGAGAAUGUUGUGGCGGGUAACCAUGUCUAUUCAGGUUGUGUAGAUGGCAGGGUUUAAGAAGGGGCUCUCUCCAUCGGACCGAAGUCGCAUCGGGUUAUAUAUUAGCAGUAUGGAAGAAGUACUUUUUUUUCAGAAAUCUGUUGUGUAAUUUGGUAUGGACGGUGCAGAAAAGAAUGCUGGUUAAAUCUUUUCUUUAGUUUUUUAAAUUGAUGUAGAAAAACCAUGAACAAAAAGAAAAACCUUUGGGGGAGACACAAAUACCUAUAGAUAUAUGAGUCAAAAAUUAAAAAAAUUAAAAAAAAUGCAAAUAAUUGUUUUACAUCUGUAUGUAGUAUGUGCUGGUCUAGUAAUGUUAUGGAGUUACUACCAGCCGUUAGAUCUUCGAUCAACAACUGGUUGACCACCGGAAGAAAGAUCGGAUGGUGGUUGUUGACUUGUAGCAUAUAUAAAUAAAAAUGUGUGUAUAUA